Molecule: messenger RNA, 882 nt
Organism: Naegleria gruberi
Lineage: Eukaryota; Heterolobosea; Eutetramitea; Acrasida; Naegleriidae
Exons: 1
Coding region: 1-882 (293 amino acids)
Source: RefSeq, a predicted model, not a curated record
AUGUUGAUUCCUCACCACCAACACCACCACCACCAUCAGCAUCAAUAUCACCACCAAACUGUUGGUCAACAACAACAGUUUAACACUAGUAAUUUAUCACCAAAUUUAAUGCAAGAUAAAACACCAGAGAAAAUGGUCUGUGGUAUUAUACUCAAUAACUGGAAAUCUCGACACAAUACGAAACUGUUGAUGAGAAAAGCUCUCAAUGAUACUGAUUCUAUUGCUGCUGGUUCGAUAUUUAAAUCAGCUGAUAUUGGUGGUGGCACAACAUGUCUUGGUAUUCAAAAGAAGAAAAAAACUCUUGAUAACAAGGGUAAAUUCAAAUUUCACCAAUAUCAAGCUCCUCACGGUAAUGGUUUCGAUUCGUUUUAUUCGAAUACUUUAUCAUGUUCAGCUCAAUCUGAUGUGAAAAAGGUGAAUAAUAAGGCACUUUCUUUGACUCACAUUGAAAGCAACAAACAAUCUGUAAAUAGCCACAAUAGUCCAUACAUUGAAAAACAAGUAGUGUUCAAAUUUGCAACACUUCCACAUCAAACUGCCAGCCAUCAUGUGAAAUCAGUAAGCUCAACUGUCAUUGCCUCAACCAACAUGUACACCUCAUGUGGUACAAGCUCUACAAGUAGCAGCACAACGAGUAGUAGCAACACUAGUUCACAAUUAAAUUCAAGAUCCAAUCAAUUAAUUAUGGAUGAUGAUUAUAACAAUCAUUAUCAAAGAGUAGCUACUCUUCAAACUGCACCAAUCAAUUCCAAUAAUAAUAACAAUCAGUGGUGGAAUUCUUUCGAACUUCCACAAAUUAACAGUUGUCAUCAAGCUACAACAACUACCUCUUCAGAACCAUUACCAAGUUUUUCACAAUUAAUAAACACUCUUGGUAUUUAA